Rubroshorea leprosula is the source of this 4323-nucleotide messenger RNA. NCBI's taxonomy places the organism in Eukaryota, Viridiplantae, Streptophyta, Magnoliopsida, Malvales, Dipterocarpaceae. The record is from the annotation of a GenBank genome assembly.
AAGAGUAUGGAAUUGAUUAUAUAGAAACAUUUGCACCAGUGGCUAAAAUGACUACAGUGAGAUUACUUAUUGCUCUUUCGGCAAUGCAUCAGUGGCCUAUUUCUCAAAUGGAUGUGAAGAAUGCUUUUCUGCAUGGGAAUUUGAAAGAAACUGUUUAUAUGAAGCCUCCUCCAAGUUAUUCACAUUCUAAAUCCAUGGUUUGCAAAUUAAAGAGAUCAUUAUAUGGUCUUAAGCAAGCUCCUCAAGCUUGGUUUGAACGCUUCCGUCAAGUUAUUGUGGAUGCUGGGUAUGUUCAGAGUUCUCAUGAUUAUUCCUUGUUCAUGCAUAACUCUCCGCAAGAUGUUACUCUACUUUUGAUUUAUGUCGACGAUAUGCUUAUUACUGAUAGUAAUAAGGAAGGUAUUGCUAAGUUGAAAGAGUUACUUUUUUGUUCUUUUCAAAUGAAAGAUUUGGGGCCACUGACUUAUUUUCUUGGUUUAGAAGUUCACUCAUCUUCUCGAGGUUAUGCGGUGAAUCAACGGAAGUAUGUUCUGGAUUUGAUCCAAUUUGCAAAUUUAUCUAAUGAUAAGUGUGCUGACACUCCAAUGGAAGUAAAUGUCAAGCUUAGGCAGGAGGAUGGUGAAAAACUCUAUAAUCCUAGCUUUUAUCGUCAACUUGUGGGUCGCCUCCUUUAUCUUACUAUGACUAGACCUGAUGUUGCUUAUGCUGUGCAAGUGGUUAGUCAAUUUGUUGCAGAUCCUCGGCGGUUACAUCUAACGGCUGUUCUUCGCAUAAUUCGAUAUCUUCGUGGCACUAUUUCAAGGGGACUUUUCUUCUCCUCUCAUCCUUGUAUGCAAUUGCAAGCUUAUGCAGAUGCUGAUUGGGCAGGUUGUCCUGAUACACGUCGCUCAACCACAGGUUGGUGUGUGUUUCUUGGUGAUUCCCUUAUUUCUUGGAAAUGUAAGAAACAGAAAACAGUGUCCAAAUCCACUGCUGAAGCUGAAUAUCGAGCAAUGUCUUCAUCAUGUAGUGAAUUGACUUGGCUUCGAGGAUUUUUACAGACACUUACUUUUCCUACUCCUCCUUCACCUUUUUAUGCUGAUAAUAUGAGUUCUAUUCGUAUUGCAUCCAAUCCUGUCUUUCGUGAGCGUACCAAGCACAUUGAAGUGGAUUGCCACUUUAUACGGAAUAUGUAUCUUGCAGGUGCCAUUACUCUUCCUUAUAUUGCUUCUGAGCAUCAAAUUGCAGAUAUUUUUACAAAGGCAAUGACAAUUGCACGACACAAUGGUAUCAGAGCAGGCACAAUGAAUGGUCCUGUUCAGAUUUCAGUUCCUGUUUUGGAUGGCAAAAAUUACAACCGGUGGUGUGUGCAAAUGAGGGUGCUUUUUUAUUACCACAAAUUGCUAAGUGUCGUGGAAAAUGGAGUUGCUGAAAUUGCAGAAAAUGCUAAUGAUGCCCAAAAGCAUGCCUACCGUGAGAGCAAGAAAAAGGACAAGAAGGCAUUAUAUUUCAUCCAUCAAGGGGUGAAUGAUGAAGUGUUUGAGAAGAUUGAAGAUGCAGCUACAUCAAAGCAAGCAUGGGAUACCCUGAUGACAGCAUACAAAGGUGCGGAGAAAGUCAAGAAGGAGUACAGCGAGCAGGCCAAAGUGGAGAAAAUUUUGCGGACACUCACACCAAAAUUUGAGCACAUUGUGGCAGCAAUAGAAGAAGCCUAUGAUUUGUCCCAGAUGACUGUUGAUGAGUUGUCAGGUUCAUUAGAAGCACAUGAGCAAAGAAUGAAUGGGAAGCAGAUAAAGAAGUCGAUUGAGCAAGCCUUCCAAAGCGAAGUCUCUAUCAAAGGUAAUCAAGGUGGUGAAACCAGUCAAAAGCAUGGUGGUUCUCAUGGAAGAGGACGAGGACGUGGUUUCUACUUCAACAAAGGUCGUGGAGUAGGAGGCAAUGACCAAGGAAAAUCAAACUUUGGUUAUCAGCAAAAUUCAAGAGGCCAUGGCCGUGGCCGUGGUAGUGGACGUGGUAGAGGAAGGUAUGACAAAUCCAAUGUUGAAUGUUACAAUUGUCAUAAAUAUGGCCAUUAUUCCAGUGAGUGCAUAUACAAGGAUAAUACUCAAAAGGCUCAUUGUGUACAAGGAGAUGAUGAUGCUGACAAUAGCCAUGCUCUCUUGAUGGUCACUGCUAUUGGUGAAACACCAAACUUUCACACAUGGUUCCUUGACACUGGUUGUACCAAUCACAUGAGUGGCAAAAAGGAGCUAUUUGCUGAUCUUGAUGAGUCCUUUCGCACAAAAGUGAAAUUUGCUGAUGAUAGAACUAUACCAGUAACUGGAAAAGGAAGAAUUCUCAUCAACUUGAAGAAUGGAGAUCACAAAUCUCCAACAAGGAGUGUCCAAAAUAUCACCCCUGUAGAAGCUUGGAGUGGUUUCAAGCCAAGUGUGAAACAUCUGAAGGUGUUUGGGUCUGUUGCUUAUGCUCAUAUUCCCGCAGAGACAAGGAAAAAGCUAGAUGAUCGAGCAGAGAAGACAGUUUUUAUUGGCUACAAGCGUGGUGGGUAUAAGCUGUUCAAUCCUGACACAAAGAAGGUGAUUGUUAGUCGAGAUGUAACAUUUGCUGAAGAAGAAGCUUGGAAAUGGGAUGCUGAUACCCAUAAAGGUCCUCAAAAUCGAGUUAUUUCUGUUCUUGAAGAAGUAACUGAAAAUCCCACCACAAACGAAGAAGCCUCUUCGAGCUCUGCUCAAGAAACCUCCUCACCGCAAGCCCAAAUAGAAUCUACAAGGCCACAGCGACAACGCCGACCACCAGUAUGCUUGCAAGAUUAUGAGGUAACUCUUGAUGAUGAAGUUGAUGAUGAUGGAGAAUUCGUACACUUUGCUUUCUUUGCAGAUAGUGAACCGGUGACAUUUGAGGAGACAAUUCAAGAUUCUAGAUGGGUAAAUGCAAUGAAUGAGGAGAUCAAGGCAAUUGAAAGGAACAAUACAUGGGUUCUCACUGAUAUUCCACAAGCUCACAAAGCAAUUGAUGUCAAGUGGGUUUUCAAGACAAAGGUGAAGUCAAAUGGCGAGGUCGAAAGUUGGUCUGGCUGCACAAAAUCAAUGGAAAUCCAUCAAAUGGAUGUGAAGUCAGCUUUUCUAAAUGGCCCACUUGAAGAAGAGGUAUAUGUCAAGCAACCUCCUGGAUUCAUGAAACAAGGAAGUGAAGAUAAGGUGUACAGGUUGAAGAAAGCAUUGUAUGGUCUCAAACAAGCUCCACGAGCAUGGAACAAGCGUGUCGAUUCCUUCUUCCUCCAAGUCGGUUUCGAAAAGUGUCCCUCAGAACAUGCUUUAUAUGUGAAGGUUAAUAAUUCUGGUGAUAUAUUGCUGUUGUGUCUAUAUGUGGAUGAUCUAAUAUUCACAGGCAACAAUCCCACAAUGAUCGAAGAUUUCAAGAAGUCCAUGAUGGGUGAGUUAGAAAUGAUUGAUCUUGGGCUCAUGUCAUAUUUUCUGGGCAUCGAAGUAGUUCAAAGAAAAGAUGGGAUUUUUAUCUACCAAAAGAGGUAUGCUACUGAGCUCUUGAAGAAAUUCCAUAUGCAAAAUUGUAAUUGUGUAAGAACUCCUGUGAAAGUUGGUACAAGAUUGUCAAAAAAUGGAGAAGGGGCACCGGUUGAUUCAACUUAUUUCAAACAAAUUGUUGGGAGUUUGAGAUAUCUUACAUGCACAAGACCAGACAUCUCUUAUGGUGUUGGCCUAAUUAGCAGGUUCUUGGAAAAUCCGCAGCAAUCUCAUAUGCAAGUAGCCAAGAGAAUCAUGAGGUACUUGAAAGGUACUCUUAAUUAUGGUUUGUUUUAUUCUUCAACAGACAAUUGUGCUAUUAUAGGUUACUCAGAUAGUGAUUGGGCUGGAGAUCUAGAUGAUCGAAAAGGCACCUUUGGAUAUUGUUUCAAUUUUGGUGCUAACAGCUUCUCUUGGUCAUCUAAAAAGCAAUCUGUUGUUGCUCUAUCAACCUGUGAAGCAGAGUAUGUUGCUGCAACAUCAAGUGCAUACUUGGCAAAGAAUCCUAUCACACAUGGAAGAAGCAAACACAUCGACGUCCGAUUUCAUUUCUUGAGAGAUCAAGUUGGCAAGAAAGCAAUUGAGCUGAUUUACUGCAAAUCGGAAAACCAAGUAGCAGAUAUCCUCACCAAACCUUUGAAGUUUGAAGCUUUUAUCAAAUUAAGGAGUAUGCUUGGAAUGACUACUUUGUCGGAUCAGGAUUAAGGGGGAAUUGUUGGUUUGAUAAUCCUGAUCCCAUUGCUGUUUUAUUGUCACCUAUUAUCUAGGAACCAGUUUGAUUUUUAGCUAUUCUUUAGGACUUAGUGCAGGACGUGUCUAUCUG